AGCGCCUCGGCCUGGCCCAGGGCAUGCCCGAGUUCACGUUCGCCUGCUUCUGCGGCUUCCACGGCUUCUGCAAGAUGAAGAGGAAGAAGGAGAACGUGCGCAGGGAGCGGGAAACAGCGGUGUGAGCCGGCGC
Myotis daubentonii (Daubenton's bat) is the source of this 133-nucleotide messenger RNA. RefSeq names its product BLACAT1 overlapping LEMD1 locus (gene BLACAT1). The record is from RefSeq and is a predicted model, not a curated record. NCBI's taxonomy places the organism in Eukaryota, Metazoa, Chordata, Mammalia, Chiroptera, Vespertilionidae.